AUGGCAUCAACGGCAAAAAAAUUAGCAACUCUAUCUAAAACCGCUAAACUUAUCAUUGACCUUCGUACAGGUUUAGGUGCAGCUAAAGUGGAUCCUGAUGUUAAAAAAGUUUCUUUAGUUUUUUCUAGGAAACAAGAUAAUGCUGGUGCAAGAGAAAACUUACCAAGAAUAGCUUUUAAUAAUCCUGAUCUUAAUAUUGAAGUUUCAAUAUCUAAAGAGUAUGGUGUUAAACCGAUUCUGACUGUUGAAUUUGGACACGACGAUAAAAAGGAAGCAAUAAUUCAACUCUCACAACGAUAUUCUGAUGAUAUUUGCCGUGAAUUCUUGGAUGUCACAAAAGCAACUCCAACAAUGCUAAUUCAAAAAGAUCCUAGCGUUUAA
Molecule: messenger RNA, 381 nt
Organism: Dentiscutata heterogama
Lineage: Eukaryota; Fungi; Glomeromycota; Glomeromycetes; Diversisporales; Gigasporaceae
Source: the annotation of a GenBank genome assembly